ACACACACACACACACACACACACACACACACACACACACACACACACACACACACACACACUGCUGAAAGUAACGCUCGUGUCAUCGUGGAGGUGAACGUGGAUCUCAUCUCUGUGGACAGCCUGGUGGGCCGCGUGAUGGACCCGGACACGGACAUGGAGCACUUCGACGAGCGGGACAAGGGUGAGCGUCACGGCCGCGCCAACGGCGUGCAGAGCCCGGCUCAUAGCGCGCACUGCAGCCUCUUCCGUGCCCGCACCCUGCAGGCUCUCAGCGCCGAGAAGCGCGCCAAGAAGGUCCGCUUCUACCGCAACGGCGACCGCUACUUCAACGGCGUCGUCUACGCCGUCUCCGCCGACCGCUUCCGGACCUUCGACGCCCUGCUGGCCGACCUGACGCGCUCCCUGUCCGGCAACGUCAACCUGCCGCAGGGCGUCCGGACCAUCUACUCGCUGGACGGCAGCAGGCGCGUCACCGCCGUGGAGCAGCUGGUCGAAGGCGACAGCUACGUGUGCAGCUCGCUGGAGGCCUACAAGAAGGUGGACUACACCAAGAACGUCAACCCCAACUGGUCCGUCAACGUUAAGGCGGCGGCGGCGGCGGCCCGCGGGCCUGCGUCGCUGAGCAGCGCCAAGGCGGCGGCGGCGGCGGAGAGCUGCAAGGACUUUGUGCGCCCCCGCCUGGUGACGGUGGUGCGCAGCGGCGUGAAGCCUCGCAAGGCGGUGCGGGUGUUGCUCAACAAGAAGACGGCGCGCUCCUACGAGCAGGUGCUCACCGACAUCACCCACGCCAUCAAGCUGGACUCUGGCGUGGUGAAGAAGAUCUACACGCUGGAGGGAAAACUGGUGACGUGUCUGCAGGACUUCUUCGGAGACGAAGACGUGUUUGUGGCAUGCGGACCUGAGAAGCUGCGUUACCAAGACGACCUGAUGCUGGAUGAGAGCGAGUGUCGCAUGAUGAGGCCCAUGAACUACGCCAAGAUGUCCGCCUCUUGGACCCGGGGCUCCCCCAGGACUCUGAUCCAGACCAGGCGCAGCAAGUCCCCCGCAUCUGUGAACGGGGCGCCCGCCAGUCAGAUGUCCACGAAGUCUCCCAGCCCCUCCCCCGCCAGCCCCGGCGGCCUCAGCCAGCGGCGGGGCUCACAGGGCUCGUCUGCGUCGCUGUCCUCCGAUCCAGUGUCCAGCCCGGCGGACGGCGGCGAGGAAGUGGCCGCCGACCAGGUCCCGGCGGUCCCCUCCUACAUUUCAGAACGCUACGAAGUGGGACGCAUGUUGGGCGACGGGAACUUCGCCGUGGUCCACGAGUGCGUGGAGCACUCGACCGGGCGCCAUUACGCUCUGAAGAUCAUCAACAAGGGCAAAUGUCGAGGCAAGGAGCACAUGAUCCAGAACGAGGUGGCCAUCUUGCGGCGAGUGAAGCAUCCCAACGUGGUGCUGCUCAUCGAGGAGGUGGACACGUACAGCGAGCUCUACCUGGUCAUGGAGCUGGUGGAGGGGGGAGACCUUUUCGACGCCAUCACGUCCGCCAACAGGUACACGGAGAAGGACGCCAGCGGGAUGCUGUACGACCUGACCAACGCCAUCAAAUACCUCCACAGCCUCAACAUCGUGCACAGGGACAUCAAGCCCGAAAACCUGCUGGUCUACGAGCAUGCAGACGGCAGCAAGAGCCUAAAACUGGGAGACUUCGGUCUGGCCACCGCGGUGGACGGACCGCUGUACACCGUCUGCGGCACGCCCACAUAUGUAGCGCCGGAAAUCAUCGCCGAAACGGGGUACGGGUUGAAGGUGGACAUCUGGGCGGCCGGCGUCAUCACCUACAUCCUCCUGUGUGGGUUCCCGCCUUUCCGAGGGAGCAGCGAGGACCAGGAAGUUCUGUUUGACCAGAUCCUGAUGGGCCAGCUGGAGUUCCCGACCCCGUACUGGGACAACGUCUCCGAAACCGCCAAGGAGCUGAUCCGGUCCAUGCUGGAGGUGGAGGUGGAUCCGAGGUACACGGCCUUACAAGUGCUGGACCAUCCAUGGGUCACCGAUGAAGGUCUUUGUGAAAACCACCACCAGCUGUCUGUAGCGGGGAAGAUCAAGAAGCACUUCAACAGCGACAACACGGACAACAUGGCGGUCAUCCCGUUGGACGGGAGCUUUUCUAUGCAGAGAUCCGGGUCCUUGGACCUCCACCAGCACCCGGCCAUGUACUGGAUAAGGCCGCCCCUGCUGAUAAGAAGAGGACGUUUCUCCGACGAGGAUGCCACCCGGAUGUGAUGCCUUGGCGUUGUCCCCCCCCCUCCAGGCUCCCCCCUUUCAGGCUCCGCCUCCUCGCUGCCUACCCCUGACCCCUCGCCCAGCCCCCUCCCAUGUGACUCUUGACGUCAUCUCCAUCGGCUCGGCCUGCUUUCUUCUCCAAGAAAGGACGACCAGGACCAGGAAAGACAAUAAAGCAAAAAAAAAAAAAAAAAAAAAAAAAAAAAAAAAAGUUGGCGAGAACUUUCAAGACAAAAGAAUGUUGGAACUUUUGACUCAUCGGAGUUGUGAUUCAUCCCCUGGUUGACGGUCGGAGCUGAGGAUGAAACAUCUGCAAUACGGACAACUUCUUUCUUUUUUUAAUAUCUAGAAUAUGUAGUUCUCUUUUUCCAGGUGAGAAAUGUCGGGAAGGAACGUCGACUUUUACGGGAACAAACGUGACCGAGGCGCUUUCUUUUCUUACGGAAUUAUGUCGACGUGGCCAAAACGAAGACUCUCGUGUCGUGACGUCGGAUCGUCGUGGCGACGACCCGACUCGUGUGUAGCAAGCAUUGUAACCGCAAUGCGAACGCAGUCAAGACUGUAUCGAUGUGUCGUAACCUCGUUAGAACGUGUCCUCAUUUCACCCUCAUCACGCCUCGUUAGCCCCAGCAGGCACACCACCUUGAAACAACGUUGACAACUCAAACAUAACGUUGAAACAACGUUGGACAACUCAAAAAUAACGUUGAAACAACGUUGGACAACUCAAAAAUAACGUUGGAACAACGUUGACAACUCAAACAUAACGUUGAAACAACGUUGGACAACUCAAAAAUAACGUUGGAACAACGUUGGCAACUCAAACAUAGAGUUGGAACAACGUUGACAACUCAACACAACGUUGAAACAACGUUGGACAACUCAAAAAUAAUGUUGGAACAACGUUGGACAACUCAAAAGUAACGUUGGAACGUUGACAACUCAAACAUAACGUUGGAACAACAUUGGACAACUCAAAAAUAACGUUGGAGCAACGUUGACAACUCAAACAUAACGUUAGAAUAUCGUUGGACAACUCAAAAAUAACGUUGGAACAACGUUGACAACUCAAACAUAACGUUGAAACAACGUUGGACAACUCAAACAUAAUGUUGGAACAACGUUGACAACUCAAACAUAACGUUGAAACAACGUUGACAACUCAAACAUGACGUUGAAACAACGUUGACAACUCAAACAUAACGUUGGAACAACGUUGACAACUCAAAAAUAACAUUGAAACGUUGGACAACUAAAAAAUAACGUUGGAACAACGUUGACAUCUCAAACAUAACGUUGAUAACUCAAACAUAACGUUGAAA
This is a messenger RNA of Nerophis lumbriciformis (worm pipefish), 3584 nucleotides long. RefSeq names its product doublecortin-like kinase 1a (gene dclk1a). Gene Ontology annotation, cellular component: axoneme. Gene Ontology annotation, biological process: photoreceptor cell development; retina development in camera-type eye; axoneme assembly. NCBI's taxonomy places the organism in Eukaryota, Metazoa, Chordata, Actinopteri, Syngnathiformes, Syngnathidae. The record is from RefSeq and is a predicted model, not a curated record. Gene Ontology annotation, molecular function: protein kinase activity; ATP binding.